Messenger RNA from Strongylus vulgaris, 606 nucleotides. The record is from the annotation of a GenBank genome assembly. NCBI's taxonomy places the organism in Eukaryota, Metazoa, Nematoda, Chromadorea, Rhabditida, Strongylidae.
CUGAUUUCUAGGAUCACUUUCGUCUACCUCAGCGGGGAAUCCUCUUUAGAAGCUCUACAUAGUCAAAUUAUUCCGUUGUCACCUGCUUCAUUCCUUUUGGACUGUGUAGAUGUUUUCAUCGACAUUUUUGGGAUAGAUAACGUGUCUGCUUUUCUCUUCCGAUUGAAAGACAAGUUUUCUGCCGUAACGAUAUGCUCGGAGCCUUCCACGUCCGAUGAAUGCUUUAAACGAUUGGAAUCAAUGGCAGACACGAUAAUUACGCUUGAAUUACUAGACGGCGAAUGCAUAGCAGAUAUUGUAGCAUAUAAGAAAAAUGGAAAACAAACUAAAAUGAAAGAAAUUUUUGCUAUAUCCGAAGAAUUGAAAAUAUCGAGCAAAAAGUUUGUACCGUCUGAAUUGCAUCAACUGGCAACUGAUACAAAGGAAAAGGAACAAAUUGCCAAGCACAGCCUUAGCCUCCCAUUCACUUCUAAGACGAAGCAAUCAGACCUCGUUAGCUUGCGAAUGGCUGAUCGAAAGGUACGCGUUGGCGGUCAAAUAAUAUAUACACCUGACAAAGAGGAUGACCUCGAUGAUAGCGAUCCCGAUGAUGAUCUAAACUUGUGA